Molecule: messenger RNA, 4428 nt
Organism: Owenia fusiformis
Lineage: Eukaryota; Metazoa; Annelida; Polychaeta; Sabellida; Oweniidae
Source: the annotation of a GenBank genome assembly
AUUCUGAAGUAUCAAGCCUUGAAAGUUAAAGUAAGGCAAGUAUUAAAAUGAGUAUCUGGAUGUUUUGCGCAGUUAUACUAUUACAGACACGGGAGCAAGGUUUUGUUCACGGUGAUAGGUGUGGAAAUGCCGACUGCCGCACCCUAUCUCAGAUGACAGUAAAUGGGGUUACGCUGCUAUAUUGUCCAGAAGUGAUUCUGGGGGUGAACUGUGAUGAGCGAGUACAGUACUUCAUAACAAAAGAGAAUCAAUAUGAAUGGGAAGAUGAUAUAUGCCCAACACUGGAUAACGACUUGAGGUACGCCAUCGAUAGCGAAGAUGGGGAGAGGUACAACCAUAUGCGACAGGUAUCAACUGAUCAAAAUGCCUGGAUUGGACUUAGAAAGACCAAUCCAAACACGUGGGCGAAUAGUGUAUGGAUAGAUGGAACAGCUUAUAGUACGACGUGGAAUAGAUGGAAAGAUGGGAGUGAAACGACCGAACACAACUGCCUUGAAAUAAACGGCAACGACGUAUGGCACGCUCACGAUUGUACUAAUGAAAAGCAUAUUCUUUGCCAGAAAGUUUACAAAUGUGACGACCCAUUCCCUCACGAUGACAACGCCGUCAUAACUGACCUAAGUGUCGAUGAAUACUAUCCUAGUGUCAAAUAUCGUUGCAAUUCUGGGUUCUUCAUAGGAGCUAAUACGAACAUUGGAGAAGAAAUCAUACAGUGUAGAAAUUCUGUUUGGGGCAAGCACACUCAGUGUGAAAGUCCCCCUUGUACUAGUCCACCAAUCGAUGAUUUUAGUACUGUUUCCUUUAGCCCGGCAUCUUUAGUAGUUGGUACAAUUACGUGUAAACUUGGGUAUUCAAUUGGUGGAGGAAUGAAUGAAGAUUUCAGUGAAGCAAUGGAAUGUAUCUCUGGGGGUGUUUGGAAUGCGAGCCACAUUCUCUGCGCAAGAAGAUCAUGCGGACCUCCAGUAUCAUACUUUGGUGCCUCGGUGACAUACUUGGAAACACUAUACACGGAUUCAGCUGAAUAUAAAUGCAGUUAUGGGUAUAAAACGUCCGACGGCGUGGACUCAUACACGAUUGAAUGCUUACCCAAUGCAACAUGGAGCGACAGACCUAAAUGUGAACCUGAGGAAUGUGGGCCUACGCCACGAUAUGAAAAUGCAAAAAUUAUCUCCCACACAGGAACACACUUAAAUGAUACCGUCGAGUUUGAAUGUAACCCCGGAUUUGAGAUGGAUGCUACAACUGGUGAAACCAAGGGUGAUAUAUUAUGCCAGGCAUCUGGCACUUGGAGUGAACUUCUCGGUGUUUGCCAGCGCAAGAACUGCGGAGAUCCUCCCCAUGACAGCCAUGCUGUAACAAUAAUGACAAGUGGUACAUAUUUUGAGGAUUAUGCCAACUAUACUUGUUCACGUGGUUAUAGAAUAGGUCAAAACAGCACUGGCACGAUACACUGUCAGGAGGAUGGGUUAUGGGCCAAGCAUGCUCCGUGUUUGCCUGUAACAUGUUCUGAUCCUCCCACAGACCAAUAUGCGACAAUAACGAGGAAUGGACUAAGCUAUAAUGAUACAAUAUUGUAUACAUGCCACACUGGUUACUACAUAGAUGGACAUAUAAGGGCAUCCAAUGAAACACUAACGUGUUCUGAAUAUGGUCAGUGGGUUCCGAUACAUGCCCCAUGUAACCCAGUGUCUUGCGGGAAUCCUAUAGAUGAUCCUCAUGCAAAGGAAGUCGGGGAUGGUUCCCUUUAUAAUGACACAAUGAGAUAUGAUUGUGAUAUUGGAUAUGUACUUCCUGAUCAUACCAGUAUGAACAGUCGAAAUGUUAGUUGUCAUAGUAACGGUCAAUGGAGUCCGAUACAUGCCCAAUGUGAAUUGUUGUCUUGUGGAACUCCUAUAGAUGAUCCACACGCAAAGGAAGUUGUGAAUGGUUCCCUUUAUAAUGACACCAUGAUAUAUCAUUGUGAUAUCGGAUAUGUACUUUCUGACCAUACCAAUAUGAACAGACGAAAUGUUCGUUGCAAUAGUAACGGUCAAUGGAGUCCGAUACAUGCCCAAUGUGAACUCUUGUCUUGUGGAAAUCCUAUAGAUGAUCCACACGCGAAAGAAGUUGGAGAUGGUUCCCUUUAUAACGACACAAUGAGAUAUGAUUGUGAUAUUGGAUAUGUACUUCCUGAUUAUACCAAUAUGAACAGUCGAAAUGUUAGUUGUCAUAGUAACGGUCAAUGGAGUCCGAUACAUGCCCAAUGUGAACUGUUGUCUUGUGGAAAUCCUAUAGAUGAUCCACACGCAAAGGAAGUUGUAAAUGGUUCCCUUUAUAAUGACACCAUGAUAUAUCAUUGUGACAUUGGAUAUGUACUUCCUGAUCACACCAAUAUGAACAGUCGAAAUGUUCGUUGCCAUAGUAACGGUCAAUGGAGUCCGAUACAUGCCCAAUGUGAACUGUUGUCUUGUGGAAAUCCUAUAGAUGACCCACACGCAAAUGAAGUUGCAAAUGGUUCCCUUUAUAAUGACACAAUGAGAUAUGAUUGUGACAUCGGAUAUGUACUUCCUGAUCAUACCAGUAUGAACAGUCGAAAUGUUAGUUGUCAUAGUAACGGUCAAUGGAGUCCGAAACAUGCCCAAUGUGAACUGUUGUCUUGUGGAAAUCCUAUAGAUGACCCACACGCAAAUGAAGUUGCAAAUGGUUCCCUUUAUAAUGACACAAUGAGAUAUGAUUGUGACAUCGGAUAUGUACUUCCUGAUCAUACCAGUAUGAACAGUCGAAAUGUUAGUUGUCAUAGUAACGGUCAAUGGAGUCCGAAACAUGCCCAAUGUGAAUUGUUGUCUUGUGGAACUCCUAUAGAUGAUCCCUACGCUGUAGGAGUAGUCAAUGGUGUUCUCUACAAUGACACGGUGGCAUAUGAUUGUCAUAUUGGAUAUGUACUGUCAGACUUACCCCAUAUGAACAGCAGGAGAGUAAGUUGUCUUGGUGAUGGAACGUGGGAACGUCAUGAAUUAUGUACACCUAUUGAUUGUGGACCUCCAAUGAUUGAUAGUAACGCAUACGUUAACUUAUCGGGAAUAUUGUAUAAUAAUACUGUACGAUAUGAUUGUCGUACUGGCUAUAGGCUUGGAUCAUCAUUCCCCAAUGCAACAACCUACGUUGAGUUGAGUUGUCUCUCAAAUGGAUCAUGGAGUUACCACAUUCCGUGUACUCGAGUAGCAUGUGGACAGAGGCCAGAAGAUCGCCACGCUAAUGUUACUGCUUCUACGUAUAUCGAUAGUUUAAAUAGUGUUGACAAUCAAAAUUCACAAAGCCUGGUGUCCAAUCAAGACCUGUUUAAUGAUACUUUAACUUACUCUUGUAAUUUGGGAUAUCUUAUAAAUGGUACAAAUGAAACAGAAAAAACUAUAUCCUGUACUGAGACUGGUAACUGGACUAAGCACAAUGCUUGUGUUAGACGCUCCUGUGGCCCAUCACCGACUGACGAGAACGCCAUUGUGUUUUUUACUGAUAUUCCUUAUUUAUAUGGAACAAUGGCGGUUUAUCAAUGCAAUCAAGGUUACUGGAUAAAUGGUUCAACAACUUACAAUAUAACGUGUCAAGCUGAUGGAAGGUGGGGACAUCUGGUUCCUUGUUCCAUCAUUCCUUGUGGAAAUCCGCCUUUUGACAACUUUGCCAACAUAACGCUAGGUAGAACCAUCUUGGAUAAUAUCAGCGCGGGCAACAAUACAAACACAAUUCAGAAUAGGCCAUUCGUGUACAACGACACCUUGGUGUACUCCUGUGUACACGGAUAUACUAUACAAUAUAGUAACGCAUCAACUGCAACGAUAACUUGCGGAGAUGGAGGCCAAUGGAGUGAACACCAUCCUUGUGUGAAGGCAAAUACGUCCUCUUUUGGUUGUUCUUGUGGCACUCCUGAUGUAGAUCCAAAUGCCAUCCAAAGCCAAGUAAAGACCAACUACAAGUGUAUGGACGUCGUUAUAUUCAAAUGCAAGGAUGGCUAUCACGUUUCUGGCCGUAGUGAGGACAUAAUCGAAGAGCAUUUACAGUGUUCGCCGAAUGCCACUUGGUCAUCGCGAUCAUAUUGUAUAAGUGUGAAAUCCAAGUCCUGGGUCCGAGCAAAGAGAGUUGAAUACGAACCCGAGGAGGCAAGAGGAGCGGCAUUAAUGGGCUCAGUAGGACUUAUCGCCAUCAUUGCUAUGCUUGUUGUCGUCAUAUUAUCAGACAUUGAGAGGUUUCAUUCGCAAAUAAAACUUAUGUUACAAAACUUGUCGAUUGGCCAUAGAUUCCGGAGAAUGAGAUGAAUAUGAAUAAAGUUAGAAUUUGCGCAUUCCCUAAGUUGAAAUGUAAUAUAAAGUAUUAUAAUCAUACAUUCUAAAUAAAUUGUAACUUUUGAUAUAUAAUCGACUAUCUUUCAUUGAUACUCCUUUUUGAAUGUGUUGC